This is a messenger RNA of Nicotiana tabacum (common tobacco), 1645 nucleotides long. RefSeq lists its product as uncharacterized. Lineage: Eukaryota; Viridiplantae; Streptophyta; Magnoliopsida; Solanales; Solanaceae. The record is from RefSeq and is a predicted model, not a curated record.
ACGAGUAGUACUAGUAGAAGUACAUGCGUUUUCUUGUUUCUAUAACUUCUCUCUCUCUUCGAUUUUUACUCUUUUUCUAUGCCCUUUUCAUUACAAAACUAGAAAGCUACCUCUGUAACUUUCGAUUUUGAUCGGUGCAAAAACAAGAACCAAAAAGGAGGAGGAAAAUGGAUUCACAUCAAUUGUUGCCUUCUAAUCAGGUACGCUAUGUAUCAGCAACUUCUUCAACUUCCUCUUCAUCUUCACUUUGUACCGAAAAACACCCUACUUGUUCCAAAGCACAGAACUGUCUGUUCAAAAUUCUAAGGACAAUCUCCACUAUCCCACCUGAAAAUACCAUAAAGCUUCAAUCUUUAUCGAGUUCCCAACUCAAAGAAUCAGAAUAUGUUGUGAAAACCGAGUUUAAUGAAUUCCCCAUUGACUUGAAUGUUGGGUUUUGUGCUUCGCCGGAAAAUCAAGAAUCUGAGUCUCCUGUUGAUGGCUUCACCGCCGCCGGGAGUGAAAAUUCCGGUGAGGUUGGGAAAUGCUCUGAUGGUGAAUGUGAAGUUGGGAAAGAAGAGAAAUUGUUGAACAGUGACAGUUUUACUGAUGGUGGACUUGCCGGUGCUGACGUGGAAAUUCUAGAAAUUUCUCAGCUUGAGAAUAUUAAUGGGGUUUCUGAAAUAGGGAAAGUCGAAGAGGAAAAGGGGUUCAUGGGUUUGCUCAUUGAAGCAGCAAGAUUGAUAUUUGGUGAAUUCAAAGACGAGGAUUCUGAUUUUGAACCGGAGCCAGAGAAGAAAAUCAGAACAAAGCAACUGAAACGGAGAAAUAAGUGCUGGGGAAUGGAAUACGUGGAGGAGACGGCGGACGGAAAAUGUUCGUCGCCGGUGGUUAGAUCGAAAAGGGGGAGGAUUCAAAUGUUGCCCUGCAAAUAUAGAGACUCUAUUAUUGAGCCAUUGACGCGAUUUUCAAGAAAUCGGUCGAGCAUUGUAGCCAAUAGACGGCCAGGAUUGCUUAGGGGAACAUCCGAUAAAAUUGGAACGAUACAUAGAUGAAUUCAGUUGGAGGAUGAAUUUGGUUCACUAGAAGGAGGUGGAAAACUUAAGAUGAAUGUUUCUAAAAGAUGAUAGUUAUGGUAUAGAGAGCGAGAAAAGAGGAAAUUCAGGCGACAAAGAUGAGACUAUUAACCUUUGGAACAUCGGAAGGAAUCAUCAAAUGAAAAUUGCAUAAAAAGAGGACAAAAAUACAAAAAAGAACACAAAAGCAUCAAGUAUCCAAACCGUGCUAUAAACCAGGCUUAGCACGGUUUAGACCGUGCUACAGAGCUCGCCCAGCACGGUCAGACCGUGCUGCAGAGCUCGCCCAACACGGUUUAUACCGUGCUACAGAGCUCGCCCAGCAAGUUUAGACCGUGCUAUAGAUCAGGCUUCGCGAGGUCUAUAGUACGGUAAUUAAAAGUCGCGGGUUAAAAGACCCAAACCCGAAAUUGGACCGGGGGAUUGACAUAAAUACUCCCCAAAUGAGCUAUUCUAAGGUUGGACAUAAUUUUGGAGAAGAAAUAGGCUGCCAAGCACUGUGGAGCAAGAAUCAAACGAGUUUUCCCUUCCUUUAUCUCUUUACUUUGUAGUUUCAUGUCUUCAAACAUUAUGUUGAUUGUUGUUGUAUU